UAUAGUCCAUCUGUAAGACAAGCAACUCAAACUAACAUUUUCUAUCUAUUAAAUUCUGUAUUACAAGACGAAAAUUCAGUACAAGUUCGAAGUUAAUUCACGAUAAUUGUGUAAAAUCUAAUUAAAAAUUACCUUAAAAAUAUGUAUUUCUUACAAGAUUUUCUUAAACGUUACAUGCCAAUUGUAAAAGCAGAAGAAGAAGAAUUGAUUGAUCCCCAAAAAGUACUUCGUGAAAGAUGUUCAAAACAGUCUACAUGUGCAGAUUUGCAAAAACAACUUGACACUUGUAACAAUCGUGUUAAUUCAAAAACUCAAACAGAAGAAACUUGUAUGGAAGAAUUACUUGAUUAUGUAGAAUGUGUAGAUCAUUGUGUGGCAAAAACACUUUUCAGUAAACUUGAAUAAGGUUAUGUAUUAAUUAAAAUUGUGUGAUUUUCAUUAUAAAAUAUGU
Molecule: messenger RNA, 451 nt
Organism: Eufriesea mexicana
Lineage: Eukaryota; Metazoa; Arthropoda; Insecta; Hymenoptera; Apidae
Gene: UQCR-11
Product: Ubiquinol-cytochrome c reductase 11 kDa subunit
Exons: 2
Coding region: 142-405 (87 amino acids)
Biological process (GO): mitochondrial electron transport, ubiquinol to cytochrome c
Cellular component (GO): respiratory chain complex III
Source: RefSeq, a predicted model, not a curated record